UAUAUCCAUAGUAUAAGAGUACAAGACAUGUUUUGGGUUUUUAGAUGUUUCCGUGUUUGUUUAUUUGUUCGUGGAAAAGUAGGGUUUGGGUUUGUGUUUUAAUCGAAUUGAAUCGAGUUGACUUGAAUUGAAUGGCAGAGGUGGUUGGUGAUGAUAUUAUUGAGCAAAUCCUGGCAAGAUCGGAUGUUGACGAUUUGAUGCGAUACAAAUGUAUAUGUAAGUCAUGGCUAUCUCUAAUCUCAAACCCUGUUUUCAUUAAAAAACAUCUCAGCCUUAGUCACCGCAAAGAUCGGAACAAUAAUCUAAGUAGAAGGAUUGCUAUGUUUUGGUUACCUUUUGGUUGUUUUUCUCCAUUACAUAAGUUAUCCGUAAAUAAUCCUAACUAUAUUCUUACGGUCGGUUCUGUUAACGGCCUCGUAUGCUUAAUUACUCCCGAUGUUAAACAUAUAUUUAUAGAUAAUCCUUCCAUUAGAAAUGUUAUUAAGCAGCACCUCCCGCAACAUAUCGUUUGUGACGUGUCCGUCUUAUGUGCUGGUUUCGGUUAUGAUUCCUUAACCGAUGAUUACAAGGUUAUACUAGGCUCGGAGAUGAAAAACGAUGAUAAUAGUUUUUGCAUAUGUUUCAAUUUAUUAUCAUUGAAAGCCAAUGUUUGGAAAGUUAUUCAACUACAUCAUUAUAAGUCUUAUAGUAAGUUUGGUGUUUUUUGUAACGGCGCACUUCAUUGGUUUAUGAAAGACUGUAACAACAAGGCUGUAAUUGUUUCGUUUGAUUUGUCUAAAGAAGAAUUUAAAGAAACCCCCCAACCUGAUGAUCGGCACUACGAAUGGAAACAUUAUCAUCAACUAGGUAUAAUGAACCGGUGUUUAUCCAUAUAUAAUCCUGGAAUUGUUAAGGGCAAUAACGUAUGGAUAAUGAACAACUAUGAUGAUAAACGGCCGAAUUGGGAAAUGUUGCCACGUGAUUGCGCGGCUAAUUGUCAAGUCGUACAUGUAUUGUGUCCGCCAAAAAACUACAUGGAGUAUGGGCUCGAGUAUCACAACAUAUCGUGUGAGAGUGACAAGUCGUUUCGCCAAUCUAGUUUAAAUUUUUAUACACAUGAGUAUAUAUGUUCUUUAUUAUUUGUGCAGAGCCUUGUAUCUCCCCAUAUGUUCAAGGCAAACAAUGAAUGGGAGUAAUAUAUGGGAUCUGUCAGUUUUUUUCUUAGUUUUUUAAAAUUAUUGUCUUUUAUGAUAUUGAUUUUAUAUCUGUAAUAAAUUAUGCUGUACUUAUAAUAUUGGCGUUGA
Messenger RNA from Erigeron canadensis, 1283 nucleotides. RefSeq names its product F-box/kelch-repeat protein At3g06240-like. The record is from RefSeq and is a predicted model, not a curated record. The transcript has a single exon. Lineage: Eukaryota; Viridiplantae; Streptophyta; Magnoliopsida; Asterales; Asteraceae. The coding region runs from base 132 to 1175 and encodes 347 amino acids. Gene Ontology annotation, molecular function: protein binding.